CAAAGAAUGAUGUGGGGUGCUGGCAGUGAACAUGACCAUCCCCAACACUCUCAUUAGAGGCACAGUAGGGGGGGAGGCCCUGCUGUCCGUCCGCUAUAGUAGCUUCAGCCUCGACCUGCCGGUCAUCAAGUGGCAGCUCAAGAGGGAAAAGUCUGUCACUGUUGUCCAGUCGAUUGGAACCGACAUCAUUGGGACCCUGAGGCCUGAGUAUCGCGACCGCAUCCUGGUAUUUGAAAACGGGACUCUGCUUCUCCACAACCUCAGACUCUCUGAUGACGGAACUUAUGACGUGGAGAUCUCCAUCACAGAUGACACCUUUACAGGAGACGGCAGCAUUGAGCUCACAGUGGAUGAGUCGAUAUCCAGGCCCUAUAUCCACAUGGAAUCCUUAUCAGUACUGGAGCUCAGCGAAAACGUCAUCCUCAACUGCUCCCAUGACAACGGAACCAGGACUGCAUACAAGUGGUUCAAAGGUGGAAAGCCAGUGACCAAUGUGACGAGGUUCGUGUUGUCACCUGACCAAAAGCUCUUGACCAUCACACGGGUGUUGAUGGCAGAUGAUGACAUCUACAGCUGCACAGUCGAGAAUCCUGUGGGCAACAUGACAAGUGUGCCAAUCAGACUGACUGUCUACAGAAGAAGUUCCCUCUAUAUCAUCCUUUCCACUGGGGGAAUCUUCCUCCUCAUCACUUUGGUGACAGUAUGUGCCUGCUGGACGCCUUCUAAAAAGCGAAAACAUCCAGCUAGAAAGCCUCACUCCAGCUUUUAUGACCAGUUUGAUCACUCACCAAUCAAUCAAACAGAUGAUGUGCUUCCAAAAAGGAGAGACCAUAAUGGAAUAAAAGCUGUUACUUCACUUUACAUCCUGCAGGAAAAGGAUCCUUCAAUGGAUGACUCAUCCAGCAACAGCAUUGGAUCUCCUUCUGAGCUUGACAACCCUCCGUGCUACACCAGUUCUCCCAACUACAACGAAACUCAUACCCAUUCUAAUGGGUCCCCGGCCCACUCUUCCCACAGGUAUACCUGAAAGCCCAUCAGUUUAAACGCUCCACAUGCAGCAAGUGGGAGGUCGGUCCUACUGUAUGCUGCUCCUGACACUGGGUGGAAACUUCCUGCUCAUCGGCCCGGAGUUUGGGAAAGAUCGCUUUAAAGAUCUUGGGUUUUACAAUAAUGUAAUUACUGCCUGUUGAUAUGUUUUUAUUAAGUAAACUGUUACUAUAGGUUGUUUUUAAA
Molecule: messenger RNA, 1233 nt
Organism: Anoplopoma fimbria (sablefish)
Lineage: Eukaryota; Metazoa; Chordata; Actinopteri; Perciformes; Anoplopomatidae
Gene: hepacamb
Product: hepatic and glial cell adhesion molecule b
Exons: 7
Coding region: 32-1027 (331 amino acids)
Source: RefSeq, a predicted model, not a curated record